AGAGGCGGGGAGAGGGUUAUUCCAGGUUACUGGGAGCUAGCAGUAUGCUAGGACUAGCCACUGCCAGUGUGUGAGAGCGGUGCUGCUGAUUCAGGGAAUGACAUUUUUUCAUUGUUUGGAGAAAACUCCGCGGUCAUUCUUUGGAAUCUGGGGGAACGUUGGAUUGGCACCGACCCACACCUUGGAUUUGUCAAGAACGCCUGUGAGAGUCGUCGCUGGAACCGUCAGCCAAGAGGCUUGCGAGACUGAACUUCUAUAUUGACCCAACCCGUUAGUUUGCUAACAUUAGCGGUAGCCAAGCUAAUUAGAUAGCUAGUUUUCUACCAGAAAGGGGAGAGGUGCAUCACAUUUCAGCUGGUCGGUUUACAGUAGCAUCACUAGACAGUUGAUAUUUUCAAUCGGCGUGCAUUUCUUCCUGUAUACUUUUAAGUAUUUUGUAGCAAUUUUGGUAACAAGCUAACGUUACUUGUUUGAGACAUGCAGGUAUCGUUGGCUAAAGGUGGCUAGACAGCUUGUUAGCUUAGUCUGCAAAUCUGAGUUUUGUUUUUAAUUAGAAAAACAAUGCCGCUAAUGUCAUGUUGUUCAUAUAGCCUGUAUGAGUUAUUGUAGUGCCACAAUAUGACAAAGAAACUUGUUGCCAUCCAUAAAUAUAUAAUAAGCCGCGCUGUCUCAGAGCGCGUUGUCCAUGGUCUGGUGUUGGGUUUAGUCUGAGUGAAGACAAUCGUAACGUUACUGGCUAUCAUUUAUUGCUGGUCUCCUCAAGUACGUUAUGUUGGAUAGAAAGAUCCAAGUUUUAACAUGACGUCUUGCAAGUAAUUUGAAGAAAGUAGCGUGUUGGGUAACGUAAACAGAUAUUUUGUGUUGCCUAAUGGAACGUAUUUUACUUGGUAACGUUAACCCAAUACACCGAUAGCCUGGACUUGGGGUAACGUUGAUGCUAUAUUCAGAUCAUAGAAGUUAACAUUAUUUGUGUAAUAAUUUUACUGAACAUUUUACGAUUUUCAACUCGGGUGUUAGAAGCUCAGUUUUCGCUCUGUAACAUUAGGUGCGUCAACCUUUAUCAUUAUUGAUUUCAUUGAGUCCGUCGAGGACGGCAACUCAGCGGGAAUAUGCAAUGUGGUUGUGCUUCGAACCAUUUCAACUAACGCAAGCUGAAGCCAAAUACUGAGCUUUUUGGAAGGACAAUGGCUGCCAGACUUGGGGACAAUCUAUAUCUGGAUGGAUUCUAACGUGUCUUGGACCUGCAUAUAUUGGACUCAAUUAAAAGCAGCCUGUCAGCCGGUUUAAUUUCAGCCACAAUAGCACGGAAACACACAGUCGGUCACCAUGGGCGAGAGCAGCCUGAGCGACUCCAAUGUGAAGGUCGCUGUAAGGGUCCGACCUAUGAACAGGAGGGAAAAGGACCUGAACACAAAAUGUGUAGUGGACAUGGAGGGCAACCAGACGGUCCUGCAACCCGCCGGCACGAACCUGGGGAAAUCAGACAGCAGAGCUCAGCCAAAGGUCUUUGCCUAUGAUUACUGCUUCUGGUCGAUGGACGAGUCAGAAAAAGACAAAUUCGCUGGUCAAGAUGUGGUGUUUCAGUGCCUCGGUGAAAGCCUUCUGGACAAUGCCUUCCAGGGAUACAACGCCUGCAUCUUUGCCUACGGUCAGACAGGUUCGGGGAAGUCGUACACCAUGAUGGGCUCGGUGGACCAGCCUGGCCUGAUCCCACGGCUGUGCAGCACGCUGUUUGAGCGGACGCUGAAGGAGCAGCGUGAGGAGGAGAGCUUCACCGUGGAGGUGUCCUACAUGGAGAUCUACAACGAGAAGGUCCGAGACCUGCUCGACCCCAAAGGGAGUCGACAGGCCCUCAGAGUGAGGGAACACAAAGUGUUGGGGCCGUACGUGGAUGGGCUUUCUCGUCUUGCUGUAGCCAGUUACAAGGACAUCGAGUCCCUGAUGUCGGAGGGGAACAAAUCUCGCACGGUGGCCGCCACCAACAUGAACGAGGAGAGCAGUCGGUCCCACGCCGUGUUCAACAUCAUCCUCACACACACCCUCAAAGACCUCAAGUCAGGGACGAGUGGGGAGAAGGUGAGUAAGCUGAGUCUGGUGGAUCUGGCCGGGAGCGAGAGAGCCGCCAAGACGGGAGCUGCAGGAGAGCGACUAAAAGAAGGCAGCAACAUCAACAAGUCCCUGACCACACUGGGUCUGGUCAUCUCUGCGCUGGCAGACCAGGGAGGGAAGAACAAGACCAAGUUUGUUCCCUACAGAGACUCUGUACUUACAUGGCUGCUCAAGGAUAGUCUGGGUGGCAACAGUCGCACGGCGAUGGUUGCCACGGUGAGUCCGGCAGCAGACAACUACGACGAGACGCUGUCGACUCUUCGUUACGCCGACCGCGCCAAGAGCAUCGUCAACCACGCCGUGGUCAACGAGGACCCCAACGCACGCAUCAUACGAGAACUCCGAGAAGAGGUGGAGAAGCUCCGAGUCCAGCUCACCCAGGCUGAGUCCCUUAAAGCCCCGGAGCUGAAGGACAGGCUGGAGGAGUCGGAGAAGCAUCAGGAGAUGACCGUCACCUGGGAGGAGAAACUAAGAAAGACAGAAGAGAUCGCUCAGGAGCGUCAGCGUCCUGAGAGUCUGGGCAUCUCGCUGCAGUCCUCUGGUAUCCGCGUUGGAGAGGACAAGUGCUUCCUGGUCAACCUCAACGCUGACCCCGCCCUCAACGAGCUGCUUGUCUACUACCUGAAGGAGCACACUAAGGUGGGUUCGGCCGAUUCGCAGGACAUCCAGCUCUGUGGGAUGGGCAUCCAGGCGGAACACUGUGUCAUCAACAUCACGUCGGACGGAAGCGUGCUUCUCACACCCUACCGCAACUCGCGAACGUGUGUCAAUGGUUCCCCGGUAACCAGCCAGCAGCAGCUUCACCAUGGCGACCGCAUCCUGUGGGGCAACAACCACUUCUUCAGGAUAAACCUCCCUAAGCGCCGUUCGCGGGGCGAGGAGGAAGAGGGUGAGGGCAACAUGAAGACCAGCACCAGCAACGAGCAGCUGGACGGCGACGGCGACUCGGCCAGCGAGGUGUCCAGCGAGGUCAGCUUCAGUUACGAGUUCGCCCAGACCGAGGUCAUGAUGAAGGCGCUCAGCAGCAACGACCCCAUGCAGGCAGUGCUGCAGAGCCUGGAGCGUCAGCACGAGGAGGAGAAGCGGUCAGCGCUCGAGCGGCAGCGUCUCAUGUACGAGCAGGAGCUGCAGCAGCUGCGCAAGCGGCUGCACCCCGACCGACAGAGCACGGGCGGCUCGCAGACGCUCUCACAGGCGCCGCCCUCGCAGCACGCCCAGGGCGCGCAGUACCGCAGCUGGGAGCGCCUCAGCGUCGGGUCGACGUCCGCCAGCGCCCAGCAGAGGCUGCGACAGUGGAGCGAGGAGAGGGAGGCGGUGCUGACCCGGACCCUGCGUAAGCUACGAGAGCAGAUCGUCAAGGCCAACCUGCUGGUGCAGGAGGCCGGUUUCAUCGCCGAGGAGCUGGACAAGAAGACCGAGUACCGGGUCACUCUGCAGAUCCCCGCAGCUAACCUCAACGCCAACAGGAAGCGUGACGCGGUGCUGAGCGAGCCGGCCAUCCAGGUCCGGCGCAAGGGGAAGGGCAAGCAGAUCUGGGCCCUGGAGAAGAUGGAGAAUCGACUGGUGGACAUGAGGGAGCUCUACCAGGAGUGGAAGGACUACGACGACGACAACCCUGUGAUGCGCUCUUACCUGAGGCGGGCAGACCCCUUCUUUGACGAGCAGGAGAACCACAGUCUGAUCGGGGUGGCCAACGUCUUCCUGUCCUGUCUUUUCUACGACGUCAAACUGCAGUACGCUGUGCCCAUCAUCAACCAGAAGGGAGAGGUGGCGGGUCGUCUGCACGUGGAGGUGGUGCGUGUGGCGGGUGGUGUAGAUGAGAGCAUGGCGGGUGGAGACGACGGCGAUGGCAGCCCAGAGGGGGAAGUGCAGGAGAGGAAGCUUGUCUGCAUGAUUAAGAUCCUGCAGGCCACGGGUCUGCCCCAGUACCUGUCCAACUUUGUGUUCUGCCAGUACUCGUUCUGGGACCAGGCCGAGCCGGUCAUCGUGGCGCCCGAGGUCGACCCCUCCGCCUCCUCCCCCACCAGCAAAGACCCCCACUGCAUGGUGGUGUUCGACAGCUGCAAGGAACUGGCUGUGGCGGUGACGGAGGACUUCAUCGAGUACCUGACGGAGGGGGCGGUGGCCAUCGAGGUGUUCGGCCACAGGCAGGCACCGGACCCAGGCCGAAACCCCGCCCUCUGGGACCUCAGCAUCAUCCAGGCCAAGACGCGCACACUCAGAGACAGGUGGAGCGAGGUGACGCGUAAGCUGGAGAUGUGGGUGCAGGUUCUGGAGCUGAAUGAGGUUGGCGAGUACAUGCCCGUGGAGGUGAUCCCCGCCAGGGACGUCCGCACAGGGGGCAUCUUCCAGCUCCGACAGGGCCAGUCGCGGCGUAUCCAGGUGGAGGUGCGGUCUGUGCAGGACUCUGGCACCAUGCCGCUGAUUGUGGAGGCGGUGCUGGGCGUGUCUGUGGGGUGUGUGGAGAUACAACAGGCUCGGCUGCUCAAAGGCAACGACAACCAGCAGCCUGAAGGCGAUGAAAUGGACAGUUAUCAGGAGCGAGACCUGGAGCGGUUGAGGAGGCAGUGGCUAACUGCUCUCACGAAGAGGCAGGAGUACCUGGACCAGCACCUCCAGACACUGGUCAGCAAAGCUGAUAAGUCUGAGGAUGACAUGGAGCGGGAGGCUCAGCUGCUGGAGUGGCGUCUAACACUGACGGAGGAGAGAAAUGCAGUGAUGGUGCCCUCUGCUGGCAGCGGCAUACCAGGAGCACCGGCAGAGUGGGUGCCUGUUCCCGGGAUGGAGACGCACAUCCCCGUGCUCUUCCUGGAUCUGAGUGCGGAUGACUUCAGCUCCCAGGAGAACCUGGAGGCGCCGGACGCGGGCGGGUGGGACGCCAUGCUCAACGCAGAGGACGAGGACGACUUCUUCGACCUGCAGAUAGUCAAGCACUAUGACGACGAGGUGACCACAGUGCGUGCGGAGGCCUCGUGGGACUCCACGGUGCACGAGUGUCCACAGCUGAGUCGCGGGGCGUCCCCGGAACAGCGCGUCUACCUGACCAUCCGCGCCGUCGUCCAGCUCAGCCACCCCGCCGACAUGCAGCUGGUGCUGCGCAAGCGUGUGUGUGUCAACCUCAACGCACGGCAGCAGGGCUUUGCCCAGAACUUCCUGCGAAGGAUGUCGACGCGGAGCACCAUCCCGGGCUGUGGCGUGACGUUCGAGGUUGUGUCCAACAUUCCUGGGGAUGCCCAGGGCUCAGAGGACCGAGAGAUGCUCGCCCGCAUGGCUGCCAGCGCAGAGAACCCCAAAUCCUCCGACAACGAGGCGGCCAUCGAGAAGUACCUGCGUAGCGUUCUGGCCGUGGAGAACAUCCUGACUCUGGACAGGCUGCGGCAGGAGGUGGCAGUGAAGGAGCAUCUGGCCACUAAGGGCAAGGGGAGCAGAAGAAGCUUGAGCUCUCCUAGUGUGCACCGGCUGUCUGGAAGUAGACAGGACCUGAACUCCACGCUGGACGACAACAAGAACCGCUGGGAGAGCCAGCAGGACAUCUUUAUGACCUCCCCCCAGUUCAGCCGCACCCUCCCCAGAACCUCAUCUGCACACAGCCAGAACCAGAUGCAGAACCAGACCCAGAAUCAGAAUCAGAAUCAGGACUCUGAACAAGCAGGUCUCUUAGGGAUCGCUGCUUCUUUUCUCCCCCCAGUCAAGGCCGUGGUGCCUCAGAUGCCCAAGCUGCUCAAGUCCCUGUUUCCUGCCCGUGACGACAAGAAGGACCUGCGGCCGUCUCCCCACUCCCAGCAGCACACGCCCAGGAUCAUGAUGCAAACCAGUGGCAACUCGGACGAUGGCCGAGCCAGGCUAGAGCCGGUGACUGUCCAAGGCAGAAGCCCGGCCCCUGAGCGCCAGUCGGACAGCCCCAACGCGCUCCCCUCCUCCACGCAUGACCCUCAGCAUGACACCCCCCUCAGCCCCAUCAGCGAAGCCUCCAGCGGCUACUUCUCCAGCAGCGUCUCCACGGCGACGCUCAGCGAGGCGGCCGGCGCCGUCCCCGACGCCACCACCACUGACCCAGUAACCCCACCUCUCCUCCACCCCACCACCUCCUCCUCCUCCUCCUCCUCCUCUGUCGCCCACGUAGAAGCUUCCGGACUGAAGCCCCAGAGGACUGUGGGAGCGCAGGAGUCCGGUCCGGCCGAGCGCAACGGCGUGGCUCCUCUGCUCCGGCCGUCGGGUCAGAACAGCGCCGCGGUGCCUCAGCGGGUCCGCCAGUCGGAGCCCAUCCGACCAAUGAGAGGAGAGGACGCGCAGGAGGAAGUGGGGGGGAAAGGAGGAGGCGCUCUGGAGAAGCUGGAGAUCCUGUCGGACGAGGAGGCGGCUGGCCAGGGGGAGGUGGAGGUGCCCGUCUGGCUGAGAGUGGGCGAGGUGGUGUCGCUGGGCGGGGGGAAGACUGGCACCGUCCGAUACGUGGGCCAAGCCGACUUCUCCGAGGGCACCUGGGUCGGAGUGGAGCUCGACACGCCCGCAGGGAAGAACGACGGUUCUGUGGGCGGUCGGCAGUACUUCCGCUGUAGCCCAGGUUUCGGGGUUCUGGUGCGGCCGGACCGGGUGGCCCGUCGCGAGGGAGGCCGGAGGCACGCGGAGAACCGCGUCAGCGGAGAUUUCACCCGGAACGCAGUCCUGUCCCGGCCCAAGAUCGCCCCGGAGGCUGCUGCCCAGCGCAGAGAAAACCGCAAGUCGUGGAGCAGCUGAGAGCUGUGGGCCCCGUGCGGUCCAGUCCGGUCCGGUUCAGAUUGCGAGGAAGAGACCACUGAGACUCCCCAGCAACACCCCCCCCCCCCCUCCCCACCAAACCCUGACGUUGGUCAACUCUACAAAGCACCCACACCCCAUUAUAAAAAAAUAUAGUUUUUUUUUUAUCCUUAACAGACCCUUGUUGUCGUCCCAUCACUCUUGAGGUCGUGCCUGCUGCUGUCUCCUGAACUACUGUGCUGUGGUGGUCACCCCCCCACCCCCCCCUCGUCUUGUCAGCAGCGUCAGCAUCCUGCUCCCCUGGGAGCCGCACAGGCCGUCCUUGAGCUCCGCGCAGCGUCUGAAUAUCAAUGAAAAGCGGAGAGGAGCAGAGCGCUGCAGCGCGUCUCGUCUCGUCUCGUCUCGUCUCGUCUGGAGCUCUCCUUGAGUUUGACCGCUUUAGUAUCGCCCACAGAUCAGCUGCCUGAGCCUCGGCAAAUGGGGUUUGUCCUCUCCACUGGUGAAAUAUCACCCCCCUUCUCUCUCUCUCUCUCUCUCUCUCUCCCUCUCUUUCCCUCUCCCUCCCUCCCCCUCCCUCUCCCUCUCCCUCUCCCUCUCCCUCUCCCUCUCUCUCUCUCUCUCUCUCUCUCUCUCUCUCUCUCUCUCUCUCUCUCUCUCUUCCUCUCUCCCUCCAUCUCUCCCCCUCUCUCUCGGUGUCUCUACUGCUCGGUGGUCCGAGCUGCAGGGAGUGGACUUUGAUGUGGGUCUCUUUUGCGGACCCAUUUCCUUGAUGAUUAUGCAUGAUGUAUCCCCUUCUGAGAGAAGGCGGAUGGACCCAGAAUGUGCCUUUUCUGAAUCAGCGAUUUUUACUGCAGAUUUUUAAACUCCCAUUAAACUCCUCCACCCCAGCCAUCUUCUCCUCCGCACCACCCCGCCCCACCCCAUCUUGAGCGCGAGAAUGCCUUCUGAGACGGCCACCACUGCCGACUCGGGAGUGGAUCGGAACCUGGCCCUGGCCCUGGCCCGACCCCGGUGUCGGCUGGCUGGACGUCUGGGUUGUGUGUGUUCCGUAAGUGGUGAUCUCAGGGAGCUGUGAUGUCCGAGAGGUUGUGCAGAAAGGUGCAUGUUGUGACUCAAACCCAAAAACGGGUGACUCUGCCAUCACUGCACGUGUGAAGGUGCGAAUGCGGACGUGAGGAGAGUGGAUCACCGUUUAUUUGUGAGAAACAGAAGAAGUGAUUUGCACGGUGAUGAGGUUAAGUGGAGACAGGUGGACAAAUGUUAUCAUAGUUUUUAGAAAAUGGACAAAGGGGUGAAUCCCGUAUAAGAGAAAAGAAAUAGAAUAUAUAAAUAUAUAUAAAUAUUGCACAAGAGAGAAUACUGUCCUUUGGAUUGGAAUUGUGGGAGAUGUAGUUUUUUUUGGUGUUGUGCCAUUGGGACAGGUGGGUUAUCAGUACUGCAAGAGGACUACAGAAAAAUGCUGCUCACCCUGAGAAUAUCACCUCUGCAUGUGUGUGUAACAUGUCAUGCUCAUGACCCUCAUUCAGUGGUUGUGAUAUGGGAGUGUGUGUGUGUGUGUUGUGUUCACCACCAUUUUUGUUUGGAAGUGUCCUUCUGCAUGUAGAGACCUAGUCAAACAUGUUUUGAGAAAGCAGACAUGUGUUUGAGGUUUCAGACAUUUUAAAGCUUGUUCUAUGUUAUUGCAAUGCAUCUGAUUUCUGACGGAUUGUUAACCUGAGGCCUCUACAGGCAAAUCCCUAUCGGUUCAGAUGCUCAGCUGUUGGACAGAGAACCCUGAGUUACCACAGUAGCUUGGUGGUCCUAUGAAGGGUUCGACUCACAGGCCUGCAGUCUCCAUCUGAACCAGAGUGGUGUAGUGGAGGAAAUAAAACCAAGUGGGAACUUCUAUUUGUUUCAAACAUGUGGCCUAGUCUUCCACCAUAUGAGGAGCUUUCGUUGGAAUCACAUUCCAUUCAGAGCGUUCACGAGAAAGCUCAAUGUGGACCAACAAACUGCCUCAGCAACUGGCAAAAUCCCAAUUUGUUUUAGUUUUUUCUGGUCUUUGUUCUUGUCUAUUUUUGUUGUUCCUUAACACUGAUGCUCAUUCCAUUGAAACAAAGGCACAUUAUUGGAAAAGAUGAAGGAAAAAACGGCUUUUGUGCUCCAAGUGCAAGGACUUGCUUAGUAAAAUUCCAUUACUUUAUUUGUUUUUAAUGAUUUUGGGAUUUAUGAUGCAAUAUGAAAACUUUACUAAAAUAUAUUUUAAUGAUUGUAUUUGAACAGAUGUAUGAAAAAUGAAAAGCCCCUGUACUGAUGUCAUUUGCACAUGAUUUGUUGUUUAGCAUGAUUCCAAUUAAUAGCAUUUUUUAGCAAGAAAUUAACACGGACUGUUAUAUAAUUGUUUCAUGCUGUGAUUUGAGGAAAAGUAGAGCUAUUCUCCUUUUAAAAUGUCAGAAAAAAAAGAAAUCUUCAGAUGUGUGUCCAAGUUUCUGAUGCAUGUAAACUUCUCUUUUAUUUAUUUCCCCAUUUGCUGAUGUCAGUGUCAGCUGUUCUGUUCUUUUGAUGGUGUUGCCUGUUGUCUCUCCAGCUCUGGUAGAUAAUUCCUUUACUCCACACACACACACACACACACACACACUGCCUCAACAGACUAACAGGACUGAAGGUAGAUACUCUAGUUUAGGAGCAGGAGAGACAUUUAAUGUUUUGAUAGAAGCAGAUAGUCGGCCAUUGUUCUAUGUUGUUGGUGGUUGUCUAGGUAUUCUGUGCUCAGAGGAUAAUUGAGUGCGGUAUGUGGUAGCAUCACGUUUGAGUUGAAUGUGCCUCGCUCAUCCAGAGCUGAACAAACGCACAAACAGCCUCUGGUCUACUGAGAUCUCACACGAUGGGCAGAGCCCAGUCUAAAUCUUGAGCUUUUGCUUUAUGACCGUUUGUUUCCAUUUCGUGCAUCACAAAAAGAAAAAACAAACAGAAGUGUUCAUCUGCACUUAAAACUCAGAUCUGGUUUGGAACUCAUUCUUAGUUCCAGUAUGGUGGUGCCUUUUGAAAUACUUUUUAUUUUUAUUUUAUCUUAUUUUUUUUAGUAUUAUUAUGUUUCCAAAAUCCUCCUUGGACUCACACACUACCCGCUGUCCUGUGCAGUAAUCCCCGGGGACCAGUCUUUCCUGUCCUGUGCAGUAACUCUGAGGGUCCGGCCGUCCCUUUGCCCUGUGGUCAGGCGGUGGUUUGGUCCCUCAGUGCUUUAGUAGCUAACCCGGUGCUCUGUAAGGUGUAAUGGCCACCCGUGCUGUGCUGUCUCUCUGGCCUUUACACCCUCGCGUUACCUCAGAGGACCCUUACACUGAGAGCCCAGCCGCCUCCUGUAGGUUAGCAGCAGGACACGGCCAUGUCUUAUACUACAGACAGUACUGACACACACACACACACACACACACUCACUCACUCACUCACUGCUGACAAAACUCCACACACAUUAACUGACUGACUAACACGCAGUGAUUUCUUUGAUGUUACAUUGACAGAGGUUAUUCGAUACUGUGCUCCACACUUCUCCAGGAAGCUGACACUACAGCCAUACACAUACAGUGACCCCAGCCCCCCACCCCUACGCUUGCAUGGAGAAGUGCAAUUUGCCCUCCUCGUGUGCAUCUUUGACCUGUUACACUGCUGUGUAACAGUGUGGACAAGUUCACAGUGAAUGAAAAAUGUACAGUACUGUGUUGACUAUAUCAUGUUUUGUAAACCCCCAUACACACACACACACACACACAGGACCAGAGCAAUAUCAAUAUCAGAAGCAAGCACAGAAGUGGCCUUUCCCAAAUCGGUUCCGUUCCAGCGACUCCAGCUGCACCAUCUGGGCUCUGCGCCGACACGUCAGCGGCUGUGUUCCUUCACCGUGGAGACGACUGGCGACAGGCCACGAGGGUUCCAAUAAAAGGAUAAAAGAAGGACGGAAAGGAAGGAUUUUUUUUCUUGCUCUUUGCACAACUAGUCUGACGGGAGCCUUUAACUCAGACACUGACUCUCACACGGACUGCACUCUAACCCUGACACCUGUCUAUCUGUCGCUCGGUGUGAUGUGAUGUGACGUGGGGGUCGUCUUGCGUCGCGUCCCGCUGGCCUCUCUUUAUCUCUGACCAGCGCGCCACUCCCUCGCUGCCCUGGGUCCCAGGUCCCAAUACCAGAUCAAUAAUCACUUCCUCAAGUUGUCCGAUCACGUGCUGCAAAUGUGUUUGGUGUGUAUUUUUGGGUGUUUUAUGUGAGUGUGUAUGUGCGUGUGUUGUUUUUUUUCUCCCCCAAUGUACAGUCGUAUAUGAAGACUCGAAUCCUGAGCACAAGUGUUUGAUUUUUAAUUUAAUUAUUUGUAAUUCUACGCUGAUAUCCAAAGAAUAAUCAUGUAUAAUAAUUCAUUUAUAAUUUUCUUUUAUAUUGACUGUACAAUAAUCUCUCUGUAAAGGAAAAUAAAGAAGUGCAUUGAUUUACAAAUCA
This is a messenger RNA of Alosa sapidissima (American shad), 11313 nucleotides long. RefSeq names its product kinesin family member 13Ba (gene kif13ba). Gene Ontology annotation, cellular component: adherens junction. Gene Ontology annotation, biological process: regulation of protein localization; microtubule-based movement. Gene Ontology annotation, molecular function: microtubule binding; microtubule motor activity; cell adhesion molecule binding. The record is from RefSeq and is a predicted model, not a curated record. NCBI's taxonomy places the organism in Eukaryota, Metazoa, Chordata, Actinopteri, Clupeiformes, Clupeidae.